Molecule: messenger RNA, 465 nt
Organism: Cricetulus griseus (Chinese hamster)
Lineage: Eukaryota; Metazoa; Chordata; Mammalia; Rodentia; Cricetidae
Source: RefSeq, a predicted model, not a curated record
AUGAAAAUUGAUGGAGCGCCCUCACCACCACGUCUCCUUACUGCUGCUUUCGUGCUUGCCUGCAUUAAGGACCUCGAGGGGAAGUGGCGCCUGACCGAGAGCCAAGGCUUUGAGGAGUACAUAAAGGAGCUAGGAGUAGGAUUGGCUCUUAGGAAAAUGGGUGCUAUGGCCAAACCAGACUGCAUCAUUACUUGUGACAGCAACAAUAAUAUCACCAUUAAAACUGAGAGCUCUUUGAAGACGACGCAGUUUUCUUGUACCCUGGAGGAGAAGUUUGAUGAAACUACAGCUGAUGGCAGAAAAACUCAGACGGUCUGCACCUUCACUGACGGCGCCCUGGUUCAGCUCCAGAACUGGGAUGGGAAGGAAAGCACAAUAACAAGAAGAGUCAAGGAUGAGAAGCUGGUGGUGGAUUGUGUCAUGAACAAUGUGACCUGUACUCGGGUCUCUGAAAAGGUGGAGUGA